AAAUUGGCCAACCCAACCCAACCCAACAGGUCCCAACUGUGCUAUAAAAUAACUUGCGCCUGCCCGUCCCUUGCUGUGGCGCCAUAAAGAGCUCAUAUCAUCCUCUGUCUGCAUCUCUCCCAAGCAGUUGCCCCUCCCGACAACAUCAUCAUCGCCUGCAAUUCACAGCACCAUAACAACAACACAACUCUCAAUACCGCCACCAUGAACCCGCACCAGCAGAACAAGGUGGAUGUUAGCAAACUGUCAGAGCAGGAGGCCAAGCUCUUCCGCCUCUACGGCAAGCUGCCCAACAAGAAGGACCUCCUCCAGAACAAGCUCAAGGAGCGCAAGUACUUUGACAGCGGCGACUAUGCCCUCUCCAAGGCCGGAAAAGCUGGUGACGUCGGCGUCACACAAGUCGGUCGCGAACACCCCAAUCCCGAGAAGAUCCCGCACAUCGCCCCCUCCACACCCAUUGGACAAAAUGGAUCCGCCAACAGCAAUGGCAACAGUGCUGCUGCCUCGCAGGGCGAUUUAGCUAGCAGCCCCAUCAAGGAACACACAUUUUUGCACCGCGAGACGAGCCUGAACCGGGAAACCUCGGCUUCGGAGUUUGAGACCGAUAUUUCCCAGGACGCUCAGGGUGGCCCUGUCAAAGCAUAAUUGGGCCUUCGCAACGUCAGAACCGUGCGCGCUCCCAUUCGUUUG
This is a messenger RNA of Bipolaris sorokiniana ND90Pr, 690 nucleotides long. RefSeq lists its product as uncharacterized. Gene Ontology annotation, cellular component: cytoplasm. The transcript is spliced from 3 exons. The coding region runs from base 205 to 645 and encodes 146 amino acids. Gene Ontology annotation, molecular function: protein phosphatase inhibitor activity. Lineage: Eukaryota; Fungi; Ascomycota; Dothideomycetes; Pleosporales; Pleosporaceae. The record is from RefSeq and is a predicted model, not a curated record.